Molecule: messenger RNA, 2014 nt
Organism: Phlebotomus argentipes
Lineage: Eukaryota; Metazoa; Arthropoda; Insecta; Diptera; Psychodidae
Gene: Klp54D
Product: kinesin-like protein KIF12
Exons: 5
Coding region: 371-2014 (547 amino acids)
Biological process (GO): microtubule-based movement
Molecular function (GO): microtubule motor activity; ATP binding; microtubule binding
Source: RefSeq, a predicted model, not a curated record
GUUCACAGUCAACAUUCUCCCUCUGUCGCUCUGCGUAGUCCUCUCUUGGGUUAAUUGUGCUCACCUGUGGCACUUUGGCAAACGUGCAUUCCUUCGCCAAUGCAAGAGGAGUUGCGUUGUUGUGACAAUAAAAAGGUUCUUUUGUGUGUUGUGUGUGAUGUGAGAGUGAAGGUUUCACUUCUUCGUCCAUCUCUCGUGGACACACUCACAGUCAACAGUUGCGGAGUAAAUGAAAGUCAACUUUCCGAUUGAUUCCAAGGAGUUUUCCUCAUCAAUUUUUCACAUCCAACCUCUUCAGCUUUGACUCCUUUUGCGCCUUCGACCUUUCGCUGUUUUGCCAUUCUUUCGCCGCGCACGGCCAGACAAACCGAUGGACUACACGAGCACAGGACUCAAGGACAAAAGUUCGCCCAUUUCCGAGGACAACUUCAACGUUGUCAUUCGCGUUCGACCGAUGCUCAGCAAAGAAGUGGAGAGCAAUGAUCAGAUGGUGAUUCAGUUCCCAGGAAAUGGGCAAAUCUACUGCGACGGCUCGAGUGGCGGAAGCAGCGCUGGAAGCACAGGAAGCAGCGCUCAGAGACCAAAACUCUUCUCCUACAAUGUCGUCUUCGAGACAGGCGCUACGCAAGAAGACAUUCUCGAGUAUUCAGGCAUCAAGAGACUCAUCGCAAUGGCCGUGGAGGGAUUCAGUUGCACGGCUUUUUGCUAUGGACAGACGACCUCUGGCAAGACCUACACUCUCACGGGUCCACCAGAGCUCUUCAUCCGCCGGCCGGAUCCCACGGACGAGCGCCACGGGCUCAUCUUCCGCGCCUUCGUGUACCUCUUUCAGCUGCUGCGCGAGCGAAAGGACACCAACUUCGUCCUCAAGGCGUCCUUCUUGGAGAUUUACAACGAGAAGGUGAUCGAUCUGCUGAAUCCUGGCUCGGCAAGGAAGCCCCUGGCUGUACGAUGGAGCAAGAAGUCCCGGGGCUUCUUCGUGGAGAAUCUCUUCACUGUGGAUUGCGAGCAGCUGGACGAUCUGCUGGCGGUGCUUGAGGAAGGCAUGAGGAACCGAUCGAUGGGCGCUCACAGCAUGAAUGAGCACUCCUCGCGGAGUCAUACCAUCCUGACAGUGUACAUAACGUCGGAACAGCAGGCGGAGCGCGGGGUGUUCCUGUCGAAGCAGGGAAAGCUGAAUUUUGUCGAUCUGGCGGGCAGUGAGAUGACCAAGAAGACGAAUAGCGAGGGAAAGACCCUCGAGGAGGCCAAUAACAUCAACAAGAGCUUAAUGGUGUUGGGCUACUGCAUUGCACAGCUGAGCGACGCGAAGAAGAAGCACGGGCACAUUCCCUACAGAGACAGCAAGCUGACCAAGCUGCUGGCCGAUAGUCUGGCUGGCAACGGUGUGGCUCUCAUGAUAGCCUGCAUCUCGCCAGCGCGGUCCAACUUGUCUGAGACGCUAAGUACGCUCAGGUAUGCGGCGCGCGCCAAGAAGAUCCGCACGAAGCCGCUGGUGGUCAUGGAUCCGCGAGAGGCCAUGAUCCUCAGCCUGAAGCGCGAGAUAGACAGUUUGCAGCAGGAGAACGAACACCUGCGCACAGCCCUGUAUGUGGAGACAGAGAAAAAGUUCGACUCCAAGAGCGGCAGCAGCACGGCGUCCGCCAACUCCACUUCCGUCUCCGCUCCGAUCAUGAACCUAGACGAGAAGCAGGUGACGGAACUGGACGGGGCGCAGCUGGUGGAGCUGGUGAAGCUCUACAUGCUGGAGAACCAGUCGCUGCGCACGGAGAACUCCGAACUCUAUACUGUCCGGGACAUGGUUCUGCGCGAUCAGGAAAUCGUGUGCCGCGAGAAUGAGAGAUUGCUGAAGAAAUUGGAGGAUGUGAAUUCCGUUUGCUGCAGAUCCCCCAUAAUUCCCGCCCGACCGACAUUUUCCGCGGAAAUACUGAACAUGUCAACAGGAAGUGAUCCUGAGCAGCCAAACAUUUGGAUUGCGCCAUCGUCAACACACGAAAACCCCUCGACAUUCUAG